Messenger RNA from Pestalotiopsis fici W106-1, 2316 nucleotides. RefSeq lists its product as uncharacterized. The coding region runs from base 1 to 2316 and encodes 771 amino acids. The transcript is spliced from 7 exons. NCBI's taxonomy places the organism in Eukaryota, Fungi, Ascomycota, Sordariomycetes, Amphisphaeriales, Sporocadaceae. Gene Ontology annotation, cellular component: cytoplasm. The record is from RefSeq and is a predicted model, not a curated record. Gene Ontology annotation, molecular function: glycosyltransferase activity.
AUGGCUGUGCCAGGAGCGGAGGAUGUUUACCUUACCCUACUUUUGACUGAUACGUAUUUACCUGGCGCGCUGGUUCUGGCGCAUUCGUUGCGAGAUGGUGGUACCACAAAGAAGCUCGGCGUGCUAGUGACCUUGGACUCGGUUGCCGCCGAAGCUAUAACAGAACUCAAGGCAAGCUUCGCUACAGUAUACGAUUAUGUUAUCCCCGUCCCGCGCAUCAAGAAUGAAUUUCCUGCCAAUUUGUCUCUCAUGAACCGAACCGAUCUGGCCUCUGCCUUUACCAAGAUCAAUCUAUGGAAGCAAACCAGCUUUCGUAAGAUUGUCUACAUCGACGCCGACGUGGUCGCAUACCGAGCGCCCGACGAACUCUUCGACCUUCCCCACGCUUUCUCGGCAGCGCCAGAUAUUGGCUGGCCAGAUAUCUUCAACACUGGUGUUAUGGUCUUGACGCCCAGUAUGGGGGAAUACUAUGCGCUCGCAGCUUUGGCUGAAAGAGGAAUUUCUUUCGACGGAGCCGACCAGGGACUACUCAAUAUGCAUUUCAAGAAUACCUACAAUCGCCUGAGCUUCACCUACAACGUUACGCCAUCUGGACACUACCAGUACAUCCCUGCCUAUCGCCAUUUUCAGUCAAGCAUCAACAUGGUUCACUUUAUUGGCACCGAUAAACCUUGGUUCCAAGGAAGGUAUGCCAGCACCGGCGCUGGUCCUUAUGAUGAGAUGAUUGGCAGGUGGUGGGCGGUUUAUGAUCGACACUACAGGGUUGAGUCUCCCAAGAGCACGGCACCGACGCCAAAGGCCGAUUUGGUACAGUAUCUCACCAGAGGCGAAUAUCAGCCACCGCGACCUCAAGUUGCCCACGUCGAGAACGUUGAACGAAUCGGUGAGCCUUAUAGUGAAGACCACCACGAACAAACCCAACAUGACUCUUCCUCGGUCGGCCAUUCUCAAGCAUCCACUGAGCAAUAUGCUGGACAUGGCCAUGGCCAAUCUGGAGAUGCCGAGUCCCGGCAGCAGUUUCCUAGCUCGUCUAUAUUGAGUAGCUCUCUUGAAGGGACCCAAGCUGAGGCUCGUGAAGAGCAGGUCCCGCCCCCACCGGAGCAGAAGAAGGAUGAGCGACCUCCCGUCACAUUUUCUGAAUGGGACGCUCAGAGACAUCCUCCGCCGGCAGACUCGAAACCUGAAGCUGCAAACUUCCCUGCUACCGUGUACGAAAUGUCGAAAGAAACUGCUCCGUUCGUCCCUCCCGCACGAUAUCCCAGCCCGCCGAAAGAUAUGUGGUACAAGGUACCGGAGCAACCGCCGGCUUACCGUACCGCGAAACCCAAGUCGAUAUUCCCAUGGGAAAAUGCCCAACCACGGCCUACUCGAGUCUUCCCCGAUGAACCGUCGCAAGUCCAAGCUACCGAGACGGAGAAGCCGACAACGACCACGGGUGAGCCUUGGGCCUUUGCCUCUUCUGACACCAACCCAUCAACUGAGACUUUUCGCACAGGGCAUACCGCCACCGAAUCAGUGCCAGUCACCCCCAUCACUCCCACCAUCUCAAUCACGUCAUCGGAUCCUUGGACUUCUUUUACUCGGACCAAUGCAUGGGACGAAGUGCCUGAAAUAGAGCGCUACGUCGAUAAACUGCAGCAGCACCGACGCACAAGAAGUCUCAAGGGUCCUGGCAAGAUAGAUCUUCCCAGCCCAAGUGGUGCGGUCAGCGAGAUUGACUUUGCUAGACGCGGUUCCAAGGUGACCGACUUUCCGUCGGAAACCGAACGGCCAAGUCUGCCUGUUACUCCUGCGCCCAUCCGCCGGCCCAAGUUCUGGGGUGGUGGAGGUGAUGGCGGUCAUGGCCUUGGUGAUGAAGAGGAAGCCGAUCCUCUGUUGCCAGUCGCAGAGGGCGUACCGGGACAGAGUGAAUGGGAUCCUGUGGCACAACUCCAGAAAUUGGCCAAGCAACAGUCUGAAGUCUUGCUGCAGAAGCUAGGUGGUGCUUCUCGCGACAGUGGCGAUCUUCCGCCGCGAGCUGUGCCAUUUGGAUCUGAAGAACUGAUCUCACCGACCUACGUGGCCCAAUCACCUCAGGUGCUGAGCCCGCAACCGGUAAAAGGAAGCGCAAGCUCGAGCAUUGUUCGGGGGAUGAUUUCCGAAGAUGAGGCCGCUACUCACGCCUCGGAUCAGGCGACUGCCAAUGUCACGUCUGGCUCGAUCCCAAAACCAAGUUAUACAGGACCUGGUGCCGAGUUUGAGAAGGGGGAGAACUUUGCCCAGCACUCAACGCCAUUGCCACCUACCGAAGAUGAGCGAGAUGUGCUGGAAACAUGA